This is a messenger RNA of Caenorhabditis sp. 36 PRJEB53466, 437 nucleotides long. The record is from the annotation of a GenBank genome assembly. NCBI's taxonomy places the organism in Eukaryota, Metazoa, Nematoda, Chromadorea, Rhabditida, Rhabditidae.
AUGUCUGCUAAAUUCUUUGCCCUCCUUCUACUCGCUUGCUUUGUCGCAGGUAAGGUUCAGAUAGCAUGUUCAUGAGGUGUUCAGAUGAGUAUUUUGCGCGUACUUUCACUUCCGUUUUCCAAUUUCGCACUAGUGGAUUGACAAGUUGGACAUUCGCCCGAAAUAGCACAAAAAUUACUCUACGGAACUUUUCGACAUAAGAGAGCAAUGACUAAGAUUUCCGGUUGUUUUUAGCAAUUUCUCCGACAGAAACCGGAAUAUAUACUCAAUUUUUUUUAGAUGUGUGCAGCAAAUACGUGGCAGUAAUGGAGCAAAACGAAGUGGAUCCUGACGAUCAGUACGAUGUCGAGGAGGACCGUAAAGUGUGCUUCUGCUGCAGAGCAUUUGUCUGUCGUCAUCAAUUAUGUCCGUGCUCGCGCUUUACGGCGCUUUUUUGA